Malus domestica (apple) is the source of this 1537-nucleotide messenger RNA. RefSeq lists its product as uncharacterized. NCBI's taxonomy places the organism in Eukaryota, Viridiplantae, Streptophyta, Magnoliopsida, Rosales, Rosaceae. Gene Ontology annotation, biological process: meiotic DNA integrity checkpoint signaling; double-strand break repair via homologous recombination; telomere maintenance. Gene Ontology annotation, cellular component: nucleolus; site of double-strand break; checkpoint clamp complex. The record is from RefSeq and is a predicted model, not a curated record.
UCGUCAAUAUCCAAAACGACUUGUCGCUAGAAGCCCUAUAUAAAUUACCAGGAGCUUUGGCGCCAGGCCAGUCCAGUCCCUCCAGUCUCUCGGAGUCCAGCGGCAGCGGUGACUGCGGAACCUCCCAUCUUUUGACGGAUCCCAAGUCCCAAAAGCCAUCUUUCCUGAGAAGUGAGACGAGAACAGACACGCACCAAGAGAUGAAGUUCAAGGCAUUUCUUACAGAGAAUGGUGUAAAUCUUUUGGAAAAGAGGUUCCUACCAGCCCUAGACAAGAUGGGAAAGAUAUGCCAUCUCUACCUCAACAGAGACCAUGCUAUCUUCCUCCACAACCUUCUUAAUGGUGAUGGAAUUCAAUCCAUUGCCCAGUUUCGCAAAGAAGCUCUUUUUGAUGACUAUCGCAUCUCCAGCCAGAAUGAGGACCGCAUUGCCUUUACAGUAGACAUCUCUCUUCUCCACCGUGCUCUUCGUAGCAGUGUCAGCAUAUGUACUGAGUUUGGAAAUGGUCCGACAGCCAACCGGCUCCAGAUUAGAUUGGUUAAAAAACUACCUCCAAAUUCUACCCAACCAUUGCCUUUCCUGACUUUCGAGACCAAGGGUUAUAAAUCUGCGGUAAUUCAGGAUGUACCAAUCUCAAAACCUUUGUCCAGAGCCCAGGUUCUGGAACUUCAAACUGCUCUUGAUGCAGCUCAAGACUUGCCUCAGACUCUGGUUCAGGUUCCCGAUCUGAAUCAGUUGCAAAAUUUUGUGGAUCGGAUGAGGCAUGUUGGUGAUUUGCUCAAUGUUACCAUAAGCAAGUAUGGGGAUUUACACAUUCAGAUUUCAACAACACUCAUCACACUUGGUGCAGAGUUUCAGAAGCUGUUGGUCAUAGGUGAGCAAGCUGAUGCUCCAUCUGAAGAUCGAAAUAUGACCGCUCAGACUCGGUCGGCAAGGGCUAUUUUAAGGGGUGAUGCUCAAUCUGUGCAAGUGAGUGUCAAGCAUUUUGGUAAGAGCCUUCAGUGCCACUUGGCUAAACCGGACUGCGCUUUCUAUGGGAUUGCCGCACAAGGUGCUUGCUUGACAGUGAUCUUCCAAUUUUUCAUUCCUGGUUCUCAUCAAAUCGAUAAGUCCAUCAGUCUACACUGCAGACUUCCUGUACUUGACCAAGGAUCGGGUUAAAGGAAUUAUGCAGAAUUGCAGGUACAUUGCGUCUGUGAGCGUAGGAUAAGAGUGGUGGUGGCUCAGUUUCUUGCCAAGAGUAUUGCAAGAUUAUUGCUCGUGUCCAUAUUUCUGUGCUUCGGAAUGGGAUAAAUGUCAUUUGCUGAUUUCCAGGGUUGUUGCCAAACAAGGGAAAAAGACUUCCACGCUUAAAUUCCGAUUUUUCGGAGUUUUUCUUUCCGCACCCAAACACCGGGUAAGUAGACGAUGAAUUUCAUGAAGAAAAAUCAACAGAAAAAUGGCAGAGAGAUUGCUUUUAUAGAUAUAUUGUACACAAAAUUCCAGCUACACACAGACUGCCCUAAUUUUAUGCAUUACACCAUUCAAUUUCUACAUAA